Molecule: messenger RNA, 2278 nt
Organism: Spirodela intermedia
Lineage: Eukaryota; Viridiplantae; Streptophyta; Magnoliopsida; Alismatales; Araceae
Source: the annotation of a GenBank genome assembly
AUGGAAAAGGAGCCCCUCCUUCCCACCGCCAUCCCGAUCUCGAGGAGGAAGCUGUUUUCCCCUUCGAACCCUUCUUCCAUCCUCUGCGCUCUGCCGGAAGAAUCGGAGGUCUCCCUCCCGCCCUUCUCCCCGAACCCCCCAUCCUCACUCAAGGAUCGGCUCAUCUUCGGCCCUCAUCCCGGCGACGCCCUCAACCUGAUACUACCCUCCUCCCCCCCGCCCCAGUCCCCGCCGCCGCUCAGGUCUCCCCAAUUACUUUUUUCCUCCUCCGUCGGUGGCGCCGCGCCUUCUUUCUCUCGCUGGGAAGAUGAGCCCGGUAACAACGGCGACGAGGGGGGAGGUCACUCGGAGCAGCAGCCCCCUCCGCAGUGGCUCGUCGACCCGGCAUUCACCAGGUUCAAGUCCAACCUCCACCGCUCCCGGACAGCCCCGGCUAUGUCGGUCAUCAACGAUGUCGACGCCGCCGCCGGCCACCACCACGCGGCGGAGCCCCGGCCAGGGUCGGCGCCCAUCGUCCGGCAGGCGGUAAUCCUCCUCGUCGUAUACCUCUCCUUUGGCGUCCUCACCUACACCUUCAAUCGCGCCCACUUUUCCGCCAAGGAGACCCACCCCAUCGUCGACGCCUUCUACUUCUGCAUCGUCACCAUGUGCACCAUCGGCUACGGGGACAUCACCCCUCAGACAACCUCCGCCAAGCUCUUCUCCGUCGCCUUCGUCCUCAUCGGCUUCGGCUUCGUCGACAUCCUCCUCUCGGGCAUGGUCUCCGUCGUGCUCGACCUCCAAGAAAGCCUCCUGCUCAGCGCCGUCAAGGGCGGCAAUGGCGCCCAGUCCUACCUCGUCGACGUGAAGAAGGGGAGGAUGAGGAUCCGGCUCAAGGUGGGCGUCGCCCUCGGGGUCGUCGUCCUCUGCAUCGGCCUCGGGACGGGGGUGAUGCACUACGUGGAGGAGCUCGGCUGGGUCGACUCCUUCUACCUCUCGGUCAUGUCCGUCACCACCGUCGGCUACGGCGACAGGGCCUUCGAGUCUCUCGCCGGCCGGAUGUUCGCCUCUAUCUGGCUUCUGGUCUCUACCCUCGCCGUCGCUAGGGCCUUCCUCUACUUGGCCGAGGCGAGGAUCGACAAGAGACACCGGUCCAUCGCCAAGUGGGUUCUCCACCGGAACAUGACCGUCUCAGAGUUCCUCGCCGCCGACAUCGACCAUAAGGGCUUUGUCAGGUCUACUUUCCUUCCACACAUCCCCCCCUCCCGCCGCCGCUGCCACCGCCUGUGUCCUACCUUGCUGCCUGGAUCUCUCUACUAAUCUGCUGGCCGUAUCGAGUCCUUCCCCUCCCCCCGAACAACAUUAGGAGCAGCGGAGCUUUGCCCCUUGCCUCCUGGAUCGACUGAUUGAAUCCAGUCGCUCAUCAUUCAUUCUCCGAAUCAGGACUCUGGGAUUUAGCAUCAGGGGUUGCAGAGACUGAAUAGAAUUCUUUUGGGUUCUUGGGAUUUAAACUUAUGUUGGUAGAAUCGGAUGAAAACCUGUCCUUCUGUCGGAUUCAUCUGAUGGCUGUUAUGCCUUCCGGCAGUCUUCUUGCUGGCCAGUUUCCUUUGGAAACUGGGUUUGGGUGGAUUAAGCCGAAGCUGCUCGCUUUCUCUGGUGCUCGGCGAUGAACAGGUGGUGGUGGUGGUGGUGCUGGGGGAGGGCGAUUCCUCUGCCAUUUCGUGUAGAGGAAGGAAUACAACUUUCUUUAGAGAAGCAAAUCUUGCGAAUGCAUGGCAUAUUUAUUAUCUGGAACCUAUAAUUUAGUAGAAGAUUUGUUCUUUCAGGGUUAGUGAAAAUUAGCUGAGAUAAACUCAUACCAUUAGACCAUUCUCUGGAGUCCUGCUGAAAUCAUACCAUCCGGUGUCAUCUUUUUCUCCUCAUUUCUUGUGAAUCUAUUGCUGAAAUCUCACCCGACUCGUAGAGUGCUUGUUGUUUGAACUCUUCGUUCUAGUGGAUUCAUCUUCAAAGUUACUGGUGGUGGUGGGAGAGACGGCGAGGAACGAACAUCCUUCGUCUACUUCGUUGAACUGCUUUUUGUUCUAAGUUUCUAAAGAUGCCACCAACGUCUGUGCACGAAACUCAUGCGACCCUGUUCUUUGCCAUUUACAGUAAAUCGGAGUUCGUCAUCUACAAGCUCAAGGAGAUGGGGAAGAUAGCGGAGAAGGACAUCCUGCCGAUCUGCGAGCAGUUUGACCGGGUGGACAAGGGCAACUGUGGGAAGAUAACCCUUUCGGACCUCAUCGAGAGUCAACACUGA